This is a messenger RNA of Zalophus californianus (California sea lion), 2292 nucleotides long. It is a transcript of the gene NINJ1, whose product is annotated as ninjurin 1. The record is from RefSeq and is a predicted model, not a curated record. Gene Ontology annotation, biological process: cell adhesion; tissue regeneration. Gene Ontology annotation, cellular component: membrane. The transcript is spliced from 4 exons. The coding region runs from base 81 to 536 and encodes 151 amino acids. NCBI's taxonomy places the organism in Eukaryota, Metazoa, Chordata, Mammalia, Carnivora, Otariidae.
GCGGGCGCGCAGCCGGGUCCCCGCGACCCCGGCGCGGGCGGCGCUCAGGCCCCGAGCGAGGCGCCUCUGGCGGCCGCACCAUGGAGUCGGGCCCCGAGGAGUACGAGCUCAACGGCGACUUGCGCCCUGGCUCGCCCGGCUCGCCGGACGCCUCGCCAUCCCGCUGGGGCCGGAACCGGCCCAUCAACGUGAACCAUUACGCUAACAAGAAGAGCGCAGCUGAGAGCAUGCUGGACAUCGCGCUGCUGAUGGCCAACGCCUCCCAGCUGAAGGCCAUCAUCGAGCAGGGCCCCGCCUUCACCUUCUUCGUCCCCCUGGUGGUCCUCAUCUCCAUCUCCCUCGUGCUGCAGAUUGGUGUGGGCGUGCUGCUCAUCUUCCUUGUUAGGUACGACCUCAACAAUCCUGCCAAGCACGCCAAGCUGGACUUCCUCAACAACCUGGCCACCGGCCUGGUUUUCGUCAUUGUCGUGGUCAAUAUCUUCAUCACUGCCUUCGGCAUCCAGAAGCCUGUGAUGGACGUGGCUCCGCGGCAGUAGGGUUCAGAUGUCCCCGGAUCGCACCCGGCCAUAGCCACCCAGAUCCCGGAGCCACCUCCCCCCUGAGGCCCACCUCCCAGUGCGGGGCACUCCCUGCAACCGCAAGAGCCCAGGCGGGCCCCACUAGACUGUGUCCUGGGAUGAGCCGCCCGUGGCUAGGCCACCCCAGGCCAGCGCGGGCCCUGCUCCGUCCUCGGCUGCCCCUCCCCCUGGAGCGUGCCCCAGGGGACAGAAGUGGGGAAGGGUCAUGGCUGCCACAGACACACAGCAGCCCAAGGAUGGGGGUGAGGGGCCCCUGUUGGCCUUGGUCCCGGGACGUAUCCGGAGGGACAAGGAGACCCCUGCCUCUACCAGUGCAACGAGCAUCUGGGCUUUGAGGCCCCACGCUGGGGCGCCAUGGCAUCUGUGCUUCCUGACCCAGGACGCGGGACUGCUGGCCCCAGCUGGCCACAGGCCCUGCACACACCUUCCACCAGCAGGGCCCCGAGCCCCCACAUUUCUAAGCACCAACGACCAAUAAAGCUGACGCGCCUCCUCCCCUCUCGGGCCUGGCCCUGCAUUAUGUCCCCAGGCCCCCCAGCCUGUGAGGGCCUCCCCACCCUGCCGGGCCGUCGUGGGGUCACAGUCCCAACCAUGGGCGCCUUCUCGGGGACCGAGGGCUCACGCAGCUCCUUGGCGUCUGGCAUGUCAGGGCACAGUUUUGAGGCAGAAACCGGGUUCUUGAAGCUCCGGUGCCUGGCAUCUUUUUUUAAUUGAGAUGCACAUUAGAGCUGCAGAAAUGGCUCAUCCCGUAGCCCCAGGAUGACACCGCGCAUCCUUGUUCGAUCUGUGAGGGGCAGCCACGGCCUGCAGCCCUGGAAGGGUUCUCCAGGGUGGCCGUGGCUCCCGUGAGGGACAGCACGCAGCACCGACUGCCAGAAGGGUCCGUGGGCGCCUCCGAGGUUGCCGACACGACCACACACAAUGACCAGGUCAGAAAACCAGCCCGAUCCAGCACUCUGGUCUACACUGCAGACCUGUGCGUGUGUUGUCAGGCAGCCGUGGACUCAUAAGCAGGAUAAACCCUGCAUACCCCACCCCCAGCUCUGGCUCCGGGGCGCAGGGGGGCACGUUCAGGAGGACUGGCCCCGGGUGCUGUGUCACGGCCACAGGAGGUCUACGGGUCCCCCAUCAACUUUGGUGGCUUUUGGGGUCAGAAGCCAAGACCUGGACCCUCCUCUGAAGAGGUCGGGGGAAGGACGGUGUGCAGGAUGACCUUGGGGAGCAGCCAGAUGUCACUCCCACGUGUUGUCAGGGCACGUGGCCCACAACCCAUGACCUCAUGGAAAGUUACGGCACUCAGGUUUCCUUCAGUCUGCGUGCCGAUGGGUCUCCCCUCUGCACCCGCAGCUCUGGCCCAUGUGGGGUGCCCAGCGCUGCUGGUCAGGGACACCAGCUGGGCAGAUACCAGCAAGGGCUUGUCCCCAAGGGUCCCCUUGCUGGCUGGAACCCCCUGCUCUCUCAGUCCACCCCUGCAACCUCCAAGGGCUGAGCCCUUGCUCUCUGCCCCCUUGGCCCCUCUUUCUCGACCCCCACUGGCCCCACCCCUCACAUCCUUGAUGUGGCAACACCCUCACCUGGUCCUCCGGGUGGGGUACCUUCCAGCUCCAAGGCCCUUCUGCCAUCUGAACCUAGGGCAGCUCCAACACCCCAUUCCUUAAAAUGAUCAGGUGGCCCCUGGUCAGCUCCCACAAAGUGAUCAAUAAACAGAAGUGCU